Molecule: messenger RNA, 2803 nt
Organism: Cavia porcellus (domestic guinea pig)
Lineage: Eukaryota; Metazoa; Chordata; Mammalia; Rodentia; Caviidae
Gene: Sync
Product: syncoilin, intermediate filament protein
Exons: 5
Coding region: 397-1809 (470 amino acids)
Biological process (GO): intermediate filament-based process
Cellular component (GO): neuromuscular junction; sarcolemma; cytosol
Source: RefSeq, a predicted model, not a curated record
GAGGGAGGGAGGGGGCCCUGGGUGCCUCCGCGGCCCCUCCCCAACCUCGCUCCCCCACAGUGGGAGCGGGGAAACUGCUCCCCGGGCCGCCGGAUCUCCCUCCUCCCGUCUCCUGCCCCACAUCAGGGACCUGGGGAAGGCGAGGUGGAAGGUUCGGGAAGACUGGGGGCGACGGGUUGGGAACGCGCCCCCGUCCCCUUUUCCCCUAAGCCCGCCUCUCCCCACCCCCAGCCAGAUCUCUCCUCCAGCAGCGGCCUGAGCCCGGGCCAAGUGGGUGCGCCCGCCCGCCGGGCCGGGAUCCGGUGUCGGCUGCAGCUGGCAGUGCGCGGGCGCGAGCGCGGCGGCCGGCAGGCCCGGCUAUUAAUAACGCGCCGGCCGAGCCCGGGUCGCGCAGCCAUGGCCACCCCGGAGGCCCGGAGCGGCGGGGACGGCGGCGCCCAGGCCGGGAGGGAAGUAACAGCAGAAGCUGUUUCUCAAGAAAAUUCUGAAUCUCUGAGUGUGACUGAGACCUUGAACCCAGAAGCUACGCUAUCUUUGGAGGGGACUGUCAACCUAGAAGACAUUCUCUACCUUGGGGACACAGAUGACUUUGAAGAGAUACUUUAUAUGGGAGACACUCAGGAGCCAGAGGAGAUACUGUAUAUUGAAGAGACUGGGCAUCCAGAGGAGACACUAUUCAUGGGAGAGCCUGUGAAACCAGGGGAGACACAGUAUGAGGAGACUGUGAAGCCACACGUGGAUCAAGCAGAGAGCCUGAGCCCAGAGCAGAUUGUGUGUGAGACAGAGACGGUUGCAAGGGAGGAAAAAUCCAACCCCGAGGAAAGCCUUAAAGCUGAGCCGAGCCCCAGUACAGAGGAGAACCUGAGCAUCGAGGACCUGGAACUGCUAGAGGACCGUUUCCAGCAGUGUGUGCAAGCAGUAGCCCAGCUGGAAGAGGAGCGGGAUCAGCUCAUUCAUGAGCUGGUGCUGCUCCGUGAACCAGCCCUGCAGGAGGUGCAGCAAGUCCAUCAGGAUAUAUUGGCUGCUUACAAGCUGCAUGCACAGACAGAGCUAGAGAGAGAUGGGCUGAGGGAGGAGAUCAGGCUGGUUAAGCAGAAGCUGUUCAAGGUGACCAAGGAAUGUGUGGCGUACCAGUACCAGUUGGAGUGCCGCCAGCAGGAAGUGGCUCAGUUCGCUGAUUUCCGGGAAGUACUAACCACAAAGGCAGCCCAGCUGUCUGGGGAACUGGCCCAACUCCAGGAUGCUUAUCAGAAGCAGAAGGAGCAGUUGAGGCAACAACUAGAAGCGCCCCCAAGCCAGCGGGAUGGGCAUUUUCUCCAGGAGAGCAGGCAGUUGUCUGCCCAGUUUGAACAUCUCAUGGCAGAGAGCCGACAGGGGCUGGAGGAGGAAUAUGAGCCUCAGCUACUGCGGCUCCUGGAGAGGAAAGAAGCGGGGACCAAAGCUCUGCAGAAAACUCAGGCCGAGAUCCAGGAGAUGAAGGAAGCACUGAGGCCCCUACAAGCAGAGGCCCGGCAGCUCCAGCUGCAAAAGAGGAACCUGGAGGACCAGAUCACACUCGUGAGGCAAAAACGAGAUGAAGAGGUGCAGCAGUACAGGGAACAGCAGGAGGAAAUGGAAGAACGAAAGAGGCAGUUAAGAAAUGGGGUGCAACUCCAGCAACAGAAGAACAAAGACAUGGAGCAGCUAAGGAUCAGUCUUGCAGAAGAGCUCUCAACAUACAAGGCAAUGCUUCCCAAAAGCCUGGAACAGGCUGAUGCUCUCACUUCUCAGGCAGGUGGAAUGGAGAAGCAGUCUCAAGGGGCUGCUUAGAAAUGUAUGGCCGCAUCUGUAACACAGAAACAACCAAAAAAACUUCAUAGCAAAAAAUUACGAAGUACUCUUUGGACUUUUCUCAAACAGACAGAGUGCUAGAACUUAGCAAGCAAUUCACUCUGUGAAAAUUGCAAAUACUGGCUAAAAUGAUUCUGUUAUUGGCUGGGAAAACAUCAGCCAAUUCUUAGUUGGAUUUUACUUCAUAAGUCACUGGUACUGACCUGAAUGUGCUGAGGAAUGGAAAAAAGGCCUAUCUUCCAGAAGCAACCUUCACAUAUGCAGGCUAAGUAAAGGAUGAAUGUAUGGACACUUCUUGCAGUAUUGUGGAAGAAUGUAUCUUGCUUUGUGUUGACCCAAAUCAAAAACAUUUUGGGGGACAAAAAGCCAACUUUCCUUAUGGGUCUGCAAUGUGAAUUCUUUUGUGCCAUGAAUGUUAAGAUUUUAAAGAAUCCUCUUACAAAGUUUACUUUUUAAGGGCUAUGCAGACUCAGUUUACUCUUAAAAUUUUUGUCAAGAUAAUUUUCAUUGUAUUUUAAGACAAUCAGACUUUAAGAAAACCAAUUUAGACUGGAAAAUAAGUUUAAAACCACUGUACUCAGAUUUUUCCCAAAUGAUCUGAAAUGAUUUUUGGGUAUUAAUGAAACUACUCAAUCAAAAACAAAAACCGAGUGACUAAAAUAAACCAAUCAUUUAUAUGAUUAUGGUACAGGAUGAUAUAGGCUCUCAGAGCUGGCUGUUUUGAUUCUCUUAAGUACAGGCCCCAGUGGAAAACAUACUGGGGAAAGUCAACCUCUCUGUGAUAAAAUGUUCAAGAACCUUUUCUACAUUUAAAUUUUGCCUUAAACUCUACCAUACUGCCUUUGGCAUUUGAAAGCCCAUGUAAUUCUCUAGGGACUGUUUAUGCCAUUUUUAUCAUAGGCUAGUCUGUGCACCUCUGGCUGUGUUUUAUGUCUCGAAUUUUUCCUGGAAAGGAGUAAAGCUCUUUUCUAUA